GAGCCUUACUUUUUUUUUUUUUAAUACAAAUAUUAGAAGGCCUUAAUUUAAUUUUUCUUGAAUUGUGUGUCAGGCAUGUUCUUGGGUGACCUAAGCCUCGGCUCCACAUCUGUACCACAAGGAUCCAGGCUGGACUUUUCUUCACAGAUUCUUGUGAACAAAGUGAGGCGCCUUUAUGUAAUCCAUUGUCCAUGAGCCAGUGAUGCCCUGGAUCCUGGGAGUAUAGGGAGGUUGUAGGAACCUGCUGUGAACAGUCAUUCUGGGGCUCCAGUUUCCCCAGUGCCCUGUAGUAAAAGUAUAGAAUUUUCUCAGUGUACCUAGAUGUGAAAUAGUACGGGGAAAACACAUUAGCACAAUGCCAGUGCGUUGUAAGCACUUACUCAGGUGACUGUCUAUUUCUCUCCAUGAACAUCCAUAAAAGCAUGGAGGCAUGGGCAAGAUCAGGGACCAAUGACACUGAUAGAAAGAAUGUUGUCUGUAUAUGAAGUCACUGUUUGAGCUGGAUCUUGAAGGAUGAGCCAAUGUGAGCCUAACAAAGUAAGACUGGAAAAGCAUUCCAAGUAUGGGGAACAGAGAAGCAAAGGCAGGAAGUGGGCAAGUGAACUGAGUAUUCAGAAAGUGGUGGAUGAGUAUCCUAGUGUGGCCAGAUUGUUGCUGUUUUUUGUUUGUUUGGUUUGUUUGUUUGUUUGUUGUUGUAUGUGUGUGUGUGUUUUUUUUGGUGUGUGUGUGUGUGUGUGUGUGUGUGUGUAUAAAUGAGUUUGGAAUGACAGGUUGAGUCAACAGGGAAAGGUCUACAUGGCUUGGCCUAAUACUGUGCCCCCCUUGCUUGAAAUAGAAAGAUCAAGGCAGAAGUUGGGAUGGGAUCACAGGAAGGCUGACAGUCCACAGGAAGCCAGAGGGGGAAGUCCCAUGUUCCCUGUCAAAGCUUAGAGAAACAUUCUCAGAAAAGAUCCUGGAGUCCAUGUGUUUCCUUUAAAUAUGCUUUGUGUUCUGACCUAUAGUCUUCUUCCAGAAAAAAAAAAAGCUGGCUGCGUCCUGAGGAUCAAGAUGAAUUCCGCAUUAUUUCAGAGGCCACCUUGAUCUAUAUCUCCCUGUGGAACAAAGCUGCUUUAUCUUGUCUACGUCCAAAUGACGUAAGAGUGGGAGUGGGCAAAGCUGACUUCAGUGACAUGUAGGUGGGGGUGUCUUUGGCCUGUGGCCAAAGUGUGGCGCUGUUUCCUAAAACACCACACUGUGAGUGCCUAUUUGGGGAGUAUGUGUUCUAUAAGAUGGUGGUCGGAACCAUGGGGAUGGAUCUCUUCAUGAGCUGAUUUUAUAAGAGGCUUAGAGGUUGGGGAAAUGGCCACCUCCGAUGGAAUUUAUGUAAAGACCCUUUGAACCUCUGAGUAAACCAGUCAACAUCCACAGCUUGAGUGGAAUCCAACCACAAUUAGGACUUUUGGUGUCUUUAUUGUGGGCCAGGCCAGCACUUUUAGAAAAUUUCAAUUAGAUGGCAGCUCAAUUCCAUAUACUCUCAUCUGGAUAUUGGGGCAUUUCUUAAAAGUUCAAGAACUCUCCAUUUGUUUCAAAAAAUGUAUAUACAAAAAAAAAUUAUGACUUCUGAAAAUACCAACCCCAAUGCCACAUGUUCUCAGCCAACUGGAGCUGAGUGCUGACCUUACUACCAGGACCUACCCGGAUUGCCACAGUCCCCCCUGCUCUUUAGUGUCUCAGCCCCAAAGGCAGGUCGGUUGCCAUUUAUUGCCAUUUGUGUACUAUUGUUCUUCUUAUGGCUGAGUUAAGAAGAAAAGUACAACUUCUUGUGCCCAGAUAUGAAAAGAGAGGUGGCAAAAUAUAAUGAGGUCCACAUCUUCUUUGGCAAGUGAGUCUCCUUCUCUAUGUUUAACAUCAAAAUGAAAUAUGUCUGUUUUUAAGGAAUACAGCUGGAGUCCCCAUUAUGAACCAAAUCAUCCUCAUUUACAUUAUGCCCAUAAAUAAUUUAGUAGGAAAACCUAAGGGAGGUACUGUGAUUGUCCUCAAUCUGUAGAUGCACACACAGAGGUUCAGAGAGGUUAUGUGACAGCUGUGACAAGGGUUAGGUGAAUGCUCUGUCAUUCUGGUAUGAGACUGCCUAUCAAAGGUUGACCAGAAUGAAGAUCCCAUGUGUGACCUGAAGGUGAAUUUUUUCAGCAGAAAUCCCCAGAUCAGGAACUCACUCCCUACCAGCCAUUCGGAGGCCCUGGAUUCCUCUGCCCAAUAGUCACUUCAGGUGCCUCAGUGAAAACAGAGACUCAGACACUGAGAUGUGUUUCCCAGCUCAUCCACUCAUCAACCCAACAUUUACUGAGAAUGGCAGGUAGGAAAAUAUCAGACAAUGGAUGCAGGGAGUCCCAGAUUUAACUCUGGGCUCCUCAUCCUUCUGGCUGUGUGACCUUGGACAAAACCUGAAUAUCUCCAUGCUUCAGUUUUCCAUCUGUAAAAUGGGGUGAAUCACCGCUUCCCAUAUCAUAGAAUGGAUGUGAUGAGAACGAACAGAGAGAUUUCGGUAAAAUGGACCUAGCACAGUGCUUGGCAGCUAUGAUUAUUUUUGUUGUUUAUAACUUUCUCCAGAGAUAUUGCUGCAUCAAAGAGUCCCUCAAAGAGGGUCUCUGCGAGGCUGAGCUGUCCUCCCAAACUGGCUGCUGGGGGAAGAGGAAGGGCUUGGAGGGCGCGGUCUAAUGUCCUGUGUGUAACCCUCCGCCCACUUUACACCAACCACUUUCCCUGCAGGCGCUGGCUCCCUCCGAAGGGGCGUGGCUGGGAGGAGUGUGAAGAGAGCUGCACAGGUGUGUGCCCUGUGAACACCCUGUCUGCCUGGGCUCCUAUAAAAAGGGCCUCCCCUGCCUUGCACUGUAGAUGAGACUUGCUCUGGCACCCGGGAUUGCACUGCAUCUGCAUACUCAGAACAAGGUUCCCACCAAACUAAAGACAUGAGGAUUCACAGCCUCACCUUGCUGUCCUUCCUCCUUCUGGCCGCUCAGGUGUUCUUGGUGGAGAGCAAAAAGGAAGUAAAGAAAAGAGGUGGCAGCAAAGCCACCACAGAAAAAACACAGACACUGGGCAAGCCCUGGAAUGAGCAGAGAAGCCAGCCACCCAAGCACCUAACCAAAGGCAAGUUUGUCACCCAAGACCAGGCCGACUGCAGAUGGGUGGUGACUGAGAAGGAGGAGGGCAUUGUCCUGAAGGUCGAUUGCACCCGACAGGAUAACAAGUUUUCCUGUUCCUUUACGGGCAACCCAACUUCGUGCCUGGAGUCGACCAAAAAGGGUGCCUAUUGGAAACAAAUCGGCCGGAGCCUGCGCACUCAGAAAGUCAUCUGUGGGGACUCAAAGAGCAUCCUGAAGACCAGGGUGUGCAGAAAGAAGUUCCCAGAAUCCAAUCUGAAGUUGGUGAACUCUACUCUAAUUGGGAAGAAACCCAGCCAGGAGACAAUGGAGCCCUCUCCCAGGGAGCAGACCAUGACCAAUGAGGCCUCCCUCAUGGAGCCUAACAAGGUCAAAGAGAACACCCUCGCUGGCCCAGCAGAGUCCUCCAUCAAUCCCGAGUGUCUGGAGGACCCAGACAUGAUGAACCAGAAGAAGGCAGCCCUGGAAUACUGUGGGGAGUCCUGGAGCUCUUUCUGCAAAUUCUUCUUCACCAUGGUGCAGAGUGAAUCAUGUUAAGGAGGUCAAAAGAGAACAGAGCUCCAUCAGGUGCAUGUCCAAGCCUUCAGGAUGCUGUAAAGCUCUCCAAGUUCCCUGUAAAACGAACAUUUCUAUGAGCGCGCAGGAAUUCAACAGAAUUUGUAAUUUUUUUGUUUUUGGAAUUUGCUUUAUAUUCAUUUCCUUAGGUGUGAUUUUCAGAGGUUGUUGACUGCAAUGUUUCCACGGCCCACAAAGCUGUGUGCAUCUGAGCAGUAAUGACCACUCUUUGAGCUGAAUGAGCCAGAGGGAUGAUUUCAGUGUGAUGCACUUUUGCUUAAUUAACAAAAUUAAUAAAGCUCUGUGCAUUUUUCAAAAAUUUUCAA
Myotis brandtii (Brandt's bat) is the source of this 4024-nucleotide messenger RNA. It is a transcript of the gene FGFBP1, whose product is annotated as fibroblast growth factor binding protein 1. Bases 2949 to 3680 code for a protein of 243 amino acids. The transcript has 2 exons. The record is from RefSeq and is a predicted model, not a curated record. Gene Ontology annotation, molecular function: growth factor binding. Gene Ontology annotation, biological process: cell-cell signaling. NCBI's taxonomy places the organism in Eukaryota, Metazoa, Chordata, Mammalia, Chiroptera, Vespertilionidae.